This is a messenger RNA of Phytophthora infestans T30-4, 774 nucleotides long. RefSeq lists its product as uncharacterized. The transcript has 2 exons. The record is from RefSeq and is a predicted model, not a curated record. Lineage: Eukaryota; Oomycota; Peronosporomycetes; Peronosporales; Peronosporaceae. The coding region runs from base 66 to 194 and encodes 42 amino acids.
CCAAUUGGCUCGGGUCAGACCCCGGGGUCGUGAAGGGCGAUUGAACGGAAGAGGUCGAGGAAGAAAUGGCCGAGGACGAAGCCGCUCCCGAUCGAGGGAUCGGCCUCGUGCGAAACCACCUAGCACCGAGAAUGGCGCCACCUCGAACGCCCUACCUGACGUCGAAAACGCGUUGCCUAGUGUUCCUGCGGUAGUAAGUGUCCCAGUGAAAGUUACAAGUGUUCCAGCAGGGGUGGCUAAAAGGAAGAAAAAGCCAACAGCUCAAGGAAAACGAGGUGCAGGUGAGAGAAAUGGCAAGAAGCGGAAAAGAAAUGGUGCAGAUAACAGCGAGCAAAGGCCAACAAAACGAGGAGCUCGUACGAAUUCAAGCAAGCCGGCAGACGAUGCGCCAGUGUUCACUUUAUCAGACAUCAGUUCGGAUGAAGAUGUGGGAGGCAAACCGUUUCCGCUGUCAUUGCCUGUGCCACUGAGAUCAGUGGCACCGGUUAUGGCAGCGCAGGAUCGUGAAGAUGGAAUGGAUGAAAUGGGCUCCCGGGCUGAAGUUAUCGAUCUCGCUUCCGAGACAGAAAGUGAGUGACACGUCGACGGCUAAAGAAAAUGGAAGAAGACGAAAGGCGGAGGUUUUGCGCAUUGUCAAGUGAGCCGAAGGCGAGAUAGGAUUGGCGAUUUACCGGAGUGGAAUGUCGUAGUGUUUGUUGCCUAUGGCGACGUGAACUGCUGCUACGCUUGUCGUAAAGCAGCGCUGGUUUUCCUGCUGGUGGCUGAGGAGGCUUU